AGGCAUGGAUAAGUUAUUAUAUAAAUUACACACAAUUUAAUGUAUAAUGAAUUUACAGUUUGGUUGUUCUUUCUGACAUUAGAGUCAGUAGGAACAGUCUGCUAUAAAGUCUGUUUGUGUAGCACAUAAAGAGAUAUAGAAAUAUUGUCUUCGCAUUAACAAAAAACCCAGACAUCAGAUGAAUGUAAUACAGAUAUCUGGGAAAAAUAAAGCUUGAAGUCAAUUCUCCUAUAUAACUUUGUUGUGAGCAGCACCCAUGGCUUAAAGAUUAUUGAUGUAUUAUGUUGAGAUCAGUGAUAUAUUUAUUCCAUUUUUUCAGCAGUCUUAUCGUAGUUUCAUAACAGGAAAGAAAUUUGAUCGUGGAUACGAAAACUAAAUAAGGUCAUGUUGGGUUGUUUUACUGCAUCAAAUGGUGCCGAGGUCGAUUCCAGAAUCCUCCAUUUGCUCCAUUUGUGUCUGCAUGGCGGACUGUAUUCUUGCUUCUUCAUUUCAGAUCAUGAAUACUCAUUUACAGCAUGUUCGCCAGCGUCUUCAAAUGGUAGAAUUGGAUCGUUCAUGGAAUUUGAGUGUUUAGAUGCAGGGUUGUUCGACCUCGACCAGAAGAUGAAUAGGAGCAGCAAAAUACCAGAAAGAGAAAGUAUGUGAACAUGAAAAGGACAUUAAUACAUGGUUCAUUUAUAAAUGUUUAUCUUAAUUAUACUUAAGUAAACAUUUUUCUAUAUUGUAUCUGCGUUUUCACGUAUUUAUGCGAAGUCUUAGAGUUUAUUUAAUGUCAUAAUGUGUAUUAAUAGUCUGAGCGUUUUUAUUGUUCUAAUGACUGAUGCGUUUUAGAAAUAAGU
Trichobilharzia regenti is the source of this 839-nucleotide messenger RNA. NCBI's taxonomy places the organism in Eukaryota, Metazoa, Platyhelminthes, Trematoda, Strigeidida, Schistosomatidae. The record is from the annotation of a GenBank genome assembly.